Onychomys torridus (southern grasshopper mouse) is the source of this 1709-nucleotide messenger RNA. RefSeq names its product fibroblast growth factor 9 (gene Fgf9). Lineage: Eukaryota; Metazoa; Chordata; Mammalia; Rodentia; Cricetidae. The record is from RefSeq and is a predicted model, not a curated record. Gene Ontology annotation, cellular component: cytoplasm. The transcript is spliced from 3 exons. Gene Ontology annotation, molecular function: growth factor activity; fibroblast growth factor receptor binding. Gene Ontology annotation, biological process: cell differentiation; regulation of cell migration; positive regulation of gene expression. Bases 536 to 1162 code for a protein of 208 amino acids.
UUUUUUUUUUCCCUCCUCCUUGAAGGAUUCAUGCUGAUGUCUGCAGAGUCGGUUAGAGAGUAAAAACAGCGCAUGCCUUUCUGGAGUCAGGAUCCGUAAAUUCUGACGUAGCCCGAGCAUCUUAAAAAUCCCUGUAAUAUCGCCCAAGCACUUACGUUGCUAUGGUCAUUCUGAUCUCUAAGCAAAUGGAGAAACUACGGAUUUUUUUCCCUUAUUACGGUCGGAUGGGAUGAAGACCUUCCUGCCUGCUGAGAGCGGAGACUCCAUAUGUAGCGAUGCAUAGCUGUGUUGAUCAGUGUCGGUGUGUGAGUAUAAAGUGGUGGCUUCUUAGACUAUCAGUGGUUUGACCUUGAACCUGUGCCAGAAAAACAGCAGAUUACUUUUAUUUAUGCAUUGGAUGGAUUGAAGAAAAGAACCCUUUCCCCCCUUCUCUGCAACCACAGCAAGGGAGGGCAGUUGGAUAUACCUCGCCUAGUGUCUCCUGGUUGAUACCAUCAUUAUUGUUUAUUCUUGUGCUUAAAAGCCGAGUCCUCUGAUGGCUCCCUUAGGUGAAGUUGGGAGCUAUUUCGGUGUGCAGGACGCGGUACCGUUCGGGAAUGUACCGGUGUUGCCGGUGGACAGUCCGGUGUUGCUAAGUGACCACCUGGGUCAGUCUGAAGCAGGGGGGCUGCCCCGGGGACCCGCAGUCACGGACUUGGAUCAUUUAAAGGGGAUUCUCAGGCGGAGGCAGCUGUACUGCAGGACUGGAUUUCACUUAGAAAUCUUCCCCAACGGUACUAUCCAGGGAACCAGGAAAGACCACAGCCGAUUCGGCAUUCUGGAAUUUAUCAGUAUAGCAGUUGGCCUGGUCAGCAUUCGUGGCGUGGACAGUGGACUCUACCUCGGCAUGAACGAGAAGGGGGAACUGUACGGAUCAGAAAAAUUAACACAAGAGUGUGUAUUCAGAGAACAGUUUGAAGAGAAUUGGUACAACACCUACUCAUCCAACCUGUAUAAACACGUGGACACCGGACGGAGAUAUUAUGUUGCAUUAAAUAAGGACGGGACUCCAAGAGAAGGGACCAGGACUAAACGGCACCAGAAAUUUACACAUUUUUUACCUAGACCAGUGGACCCUGACAAAGUACCUGAACUAUAUAAGGAUAUUCUAAGCCAAAGUUGACAAAGACAGUGUCUUCACUUGAGCCCUUAAAACAUAACCACUAUCAAUGCUUUCAUGCGGUGGGUUCUUAACGAUUAGCAGGGCCAUCACCUCAGCUCCACCUGCUGCCUAACUUUGUCGCAUGCAUAUGUAUGAUGGAAGCUUGGAUGAGGACUUGCUGAUUUGCUCUGCACUUACUGGCUGGUCCUCCUGGAGGGCUGCCUGGGGCCACUUGCUUGAUUUAUUGUGACAGCAGGGGAGAGAGGCUGUGUGAGAGGGUGCGAGUGCAUGAGUGGGUGAGUGGAGGGGAGAGCGGCGCGCCAAGAGGACAACGGCCUGAUGCAUGCUGGGAAAUAGACACGCUUUUACAUUUUUGAUCAGUUGAACUUCAUCCUAUAUCAGCACAGCUGCCAUACUUCAACUCAUCAGGAUUUUUGGCUGGUGGCCUGCUCAAGGGAACACUGCCUUUCCGCAGCCGUGGAGGGUGCAGUCUCACUUAAAAGACGCUCAGUUCAUUCUCACUGGUAUCAUAGUCCGGUGAACUUAAAGCAAAGACCUCUUAGUUUAA